Molecule: messenger RNA, 1070 nt
Organism: Episyrphus balteatus (marmalade hoverfly)
Lineage: Eukaryota; Metazoa; Arthropoda; Insecta; Diptera; Syrphidae
Gene: Prosbeta2
Product: proteasome subunit beta type-7
Exons: 4
Coding region: 124-939 (271 amino acids)
Cellular component (GO): proteasome core complex
Molecular function (GO): threonine-type endopeptidase activity
Source: RefSeq, a predicted model, not a curated record
AAAAUUUUGUGUUUUGUCACUGCGGCAUCUAGAGAAACAGAAAGCUUCUUCUACAAUUUUGCAAAUUUCUUGAAUUUCCUUUGAAUUUCUCCAUAAAAAAAUCAAACUAAAAUCAAUUAUAACAUGUCUGUAGAUAUUGCAAGAGACAUUCCCAAAUCUGGAUUCAAUUUCGAUAACUGCAAGAGGAAUGCUCAACUCUUACAAAAUGGAUUUGUACCUCCAAAGGUUGUCAAAACCGGAACAACAAUUGUUGGAAUCAUCUAUAAGGAUGGUGUAAUUCUUGGCGCCGAUACUCGAGCCACUGAAGGACCAAUUGUCUCAGACAAGAAUUGUUCGAAAAUUCAUUAUUUGGCCAAGAAUAUGUAUUGUUGUGGAGCUGGUACCGCCGCAGACACAGAAAUGACAACUGAUUCAAUUGCCUCUCAAUUGGAAUUACAUCGCUUGAAUACUGGCCGUCAAGUCCCAGUUGUAGCAGCCAACACUUUGCUCAAGCAGAUGUUGUUCCGUUACCAAGGACACAUUAGUGCCGCUUUGGUUUUGGGUGGAGUUGAUAAAACUGGCGCCUACAUUUAUUGCAUUCAUCCUCACGGUUCCACCGACAAACUUCCAUACGCGACAAUGGGAUCGGGAAGUUUGGCUGCCAUGUCUGUGUUUGAGUCACGUUGGAAGCCCGAUAUGGAAGAGGAAGAAGGCAAGUUGCUUGUGCGCGAUGCUAUUCGUGCUGGUAUCUUUAACGAUUUGGGUUCCGGAUCAAAUGUUGAUUUGUGUGUGAUUCGUAAAGAUUCAUGUGAUUAUUUGAGAAAUUAUGAAUUGUCGAAUCAGAAGGGUGAAAGGAAGUUGAAUUAUGAUUUCAAAUUGGGAACCACCGCUGUACUGGAUACUAAAAUCCAUAAAUUCGAAAUUACCGAAGAGGUUUUACCAGUUCCAAUGGAAGAAUAAGAAGAAUUUUGGUUGAGGAAGUUGAAGAAACAAAAAAAUAAAAUUAUAAAUGUAUGUUUGUAAAAUGAUUUAUACAAUUUAAUCCAAUUGAAUGGGAGUAAAACGGUAUUGACCUUUUUUUCUAAUUAAAA